ACUGCAACUUCCCAAUGGCCGACAGCAAGAUGGAGCCCUUUCCUCCAUUGAGCCCUCCCAAGGCGGGCCUCGACACACAUGGCGGCCCUCCGGUCACAAUGAGCAAGCCCCGGCCCCGGCGCAAGUCUAGCAGUCUUGGAGGAGAGCCGAGAGGUGACACGGGAGCUUCUGCCCUUGCUACCUUGUCCUUGCUGCCGCAGCUCGACGCCGGCCAUUGGACUGACACGCCCUGGCAGCGCACAUCUACCCCGACACAAGACAAGGCCACGAGGACAUCCAAGCGCCGCAAAGCUCGCAGUCUCCUCAAGCGCUAUGUCCGCAUCUCCCUGCGACACACCUGGCUCAAUCCCUUGAUCCUCAUGCUGCUGGUCCUAGGUCUUUACGCUGUCAAUCCCUCCACCUCGAACCCCUUCUACUACUGCAUCUUCCUCGCCUACCCGCUCGACACCCCUGCUGGAGAGCCAGUCCAGUAUGGCAAAGGCCAGGCCGACUUUGCUUUUGUCGCCUUCUACACCAUCGUCCUCAGCUUCACCCGCGAGUUCCUCAUGCAGCGCAUGAUCCGCCCGCUGGCUAUUCGUCUGGGCAUUCAAAGAAAGGCAAAGCAGGCCAGAUUUAUGGAGCAAUUCUACACGGCUAUUUACUUUGCCAUUUUCGGGCCCUUUGGCUUGUACGUUAUGCGCCGCUCGUCAGUCUGGUACUUCAACACGGACGCCAUGUUUGAGGGCUUCCCUCACCGCAGCCACGAAGCCAUCUUCAAGGCUUACUAUCUGCUGCAAGCGAGUUACUGGUCUCAGCAGGCCAUUGUCUUGUUGCUCAUGCUCGAGAAGCCGAGAAAGGAUUUCAAAGAGUUGGUUUUGCAUCACAUUGUCACGGUGGCUUUGAUCUGGUUGAGCUAUCGCUUCCACUUUACCUACAUGGGUAUCGCCGUCUACAUUACCAUGGACGUUUCCGAUUUCUUCCUCGCCACCUCCAAAGUCCUCAACUACCUCGACUCUCCCAUCACCGGCCCAUACUUUGGCCUCUUCAUCGGCGUCUGGUUCUACUUCCGCCACUACCUAAACUUCUACAUCCUCUGGGCAACCCUGACCACCUUCCGCACAAUCGGCCCUUACGAACUCAACUGGGAGACCCAACAAUACAAAUGCUGGAUUUCGCAGAUUAUUACCUUUUCUCUGCUUUUCGCCUUGCAGGCUGUCAACCUGUUCUGGUUUGUCCUGAUCUUGAGGAUCGCAUACAGAUUCAUCAGAAGCUCUGUUGCCAAGGACGAGAGAAGUGAUGAUGAAGAGGAUGAGGAGGAGAUUAUUGAAGAGCAAGAGAAGGACAAGAUCAGACAGAGUAUUCCCAGUGUUGAGUUGAAUGGCGAGACACUUGUGGGAGCUACCGGUAGAGAUUCUACCCCUGAAGGCCUGAAACGCAGGGCA
Molecule: messenger RNA, 1421 nt
Organism: Aureobasidium vineae
Lineage: Eukaryota; Fungi; Ascomycota; Dothideomycetes; Dothideales; Saccotheciaceae
Source: the annotation of a GenBank genome assembly